UUUGGCUGGCUCUGCUACACUUUGUUCCUGGAAUCUGCCUUCAAGAUACGCUUGCUGUCUUGAACAACUGUCCGUCUCAAUAAUAUUCCCCACCAUCUCCAGCAACGCGGCUACACGUCCACAACCUUACCACCCAAGUCACCACUACUUUUCAGCCUCUCUCGUCUUCUUUUCAACACAGCCAGGUAGACAUUAGCCACAAUGGUGGUCCUCGCGGCUUCAAUAUGCACAAGAGGCGGCAAGGCAGUCCUCUCGCGCCAAUUCCGAGAAAUGCAGCGCUCCCGUAUUGAGGCUCUCCUCGCCUCUUUCCCCAAGCUCGCCGACAGUGGAACCCAGCAUACCACCUGCGAACAGGACAACGUGCGCUACGUCUACCAGCCCCUCGACGAACUUUACAUGGUCUUGAUCACCAAUCUACAAUCCAACAUCCUCCAAGACAUCAACACUCUGCACCUCUUCGCCCAGGUCUGCUCCUCGAUAUGCAAGUCUCUCGAUGAGCGCGAGAUUCUCAAAAACGCUUUCGAGCUUCUGACGGCCUUUGAUGAGAUUGUCACACUAGGAUAUAGGGAGAACUUGACCAUGAGCCAGAUCAAGACUUUCUUGGACAUGGAGUCACACGAGGAGCGUAUUCAAGAAAUUAUCGCACGGAACAAGGAGCUUGAGGCUUCGGAGGAGCGCAAGCGCCGGGCCAAGCAGCUCGAGAUGCAGCGCAAGGAGAUGUCGAGAUCGCAGCGAGCGGGUGGAGGUAUGGGAGGAGGUAUGGGAAGCGGCAUGGGAGGUGGAAUGGGUGGUCGAUCGCCAUCGUAUCCUACCUUCACACCCAGCGUGCCCACGACCAACGUUACAGACACCUACGACUCGUAUGAAGCCGAGAAGAAGAAGGCAUCGAGCAAGCCAUUGGCUCUCGGCAAGAAGGGUAUGCAGCUCGGAAAGAAGAACAAGACCAGCAACAUGUACGAGCAAGUCACUGGUGAGGUCGCGCCAGCUGAAGAGGAGCCGCUUGUUGCACCUAAGCCAAGUGCAUCCGCUGCAGCAGCCCCAGCAAGCGCACGCCAAUCGACCUCGACUGACCGCGAACCCGUCCACAUUACCACCAGCGAGACCAUCUCGGCGAGACUCGACCGCGAAGGUCUUCUCAAGUCAUUUGAAGUCAAGGGCGAGAUGCAACUCAAGAUCACCGAUGCUUCUUUCACACAGGUCAAGCUGGACCUGGCCACGGGAGACACUCGUGGUGCUCAACUUAUGACACAUCCUAAAGUCGACAAGACAGUCUUCAGGAACGACAAGGUCAUUCAACUUGCUGACACAAGCAAGGGUUUCCCAUCAAACAUGGGUAUUGGCGUCAUGAAGUGGAAGCUGGCACCACGACCAGACGAUAUUUCGGACCCACCUAUCACAUUCCGUGUCUGGGUCGAGGACUCUGGCAACAUGUACAACAUCACAGUCGAGUAUGAGCUUACCGGUGGCGACUCGCUCAAGGAUGUUACUGUCGCCAUCCCUUACCAGACGGAUGAGCCUAACGUGUCUUCUUUUGACGCCGUCUACGAAGUCAGCGGUGAUAGUAUCGAGUGGAACAUUGGUGCCGUCGACGAGGCGAACAGCUCUGGUAGCUUUGAGUUUGAGGCUCAAGCCGGCAGUGACUCUGAAUUCUUCCCCAUGAACAUUCGCUUCAGCAAGAGCACACCUUUUGUAGAUGUAGAUGUCUCGUCUGUGACCCUACUCUCCAUGGGUCAAGAUAUCAGCUUCUCCAAAGACGUAAAGUCUGUUGCCGAAAACUACACCAUCUCAUAAGCGAUGUCAUGUUUCUGUUAAAGACGCAAGCGGAAUCUAUUACCAGCAGCAAGGAGUGGGCGAAUGUGCUGAGGACUGUAGGUUCCCUGGGCUAUACUUGGGAAGUCAGAUGUAGAGGGGUCCAGAUAGACACUUAAAACUGGAAAUGACAUGGAUUUGUGCUGAGAACAGAAGACUUUGACUUGUCUACGAAGGUGAAAGUGGAAUUGCCGUUGUAUACUCGAACAUCAUAUGUGGCAGGUCAUGUCAUAAGAAAUGAAACAUGUUAUG
Messenger RNA from Bipolaris maydis ATCC 48331, 2061 nucleotides. RefSeq lists its product as uncharacterized. The record is from RefSeq and is a predicted model, not a curated record. Gene Ontology annotation, biological process: Golgi localization; endoplasmic reticulum to Golgi vesicle-mediated transport; retrograde vesicle-mediated transport, Golgi to endoplasmic reticulum. Gene Ontology annotation, cellular component: COPI vesicle coat. NCBI's taxonomy places the organism in Eukaryota, Fungi, Ascomycota, Dothideomycetes, Pleosporales, Pleosporaceae.